ACGUGGGACAAACAAUUUCAAUAGAACUUCUAGAGGGCCAAUAUUGUCAAUUUCCGUAGCAUUUCAGUUGACGACUGAACCAGCAGAAGCACCCUCCUUUCCUCUGUCAGUACAAGCUCGAACAAGCAAGCAAGAAUCUGCCAUUUCUCUCCUAUUAGUGCACCUACACCCUAGAGCCUGAGUAUUUUCCAACCAUUUUCACAGUUUCUCUCGAAGCUGUUUCCAAGCCUUUUUUUGAUCUCUCGAAAUGAUACUUUCUGCUUUGUUAACAUCGGUUGGGAUCAAUCUUGGACUCUGUUUCUUGUUUUUCACUCUCUAUUCUAUACUCAGGAAGCAAACCGGUAAUGUUUUCGUCUACGCUCCGCGUUUGGUCGAUAAGCAGAAAUCUGAGCAGCAAGGAGAUGAUUUCAAUUUAGAAAGGCUUUUGCCUUCUGCUAGCUGGGUGAGAAGGGCAUGGCGGAUCUCUGAGGAAGACCUCUUGUCAAUCUCUGGUUUGGAUGCUCUUGUCUUCACCCGCAUUUUCAUUUUCAGCGUGAAAGUAUUUACAUUUGGUGGGAUUAUUGGGAUCUUCAUUCUUCUUCCAGUUAAUUAUCUUGGGAAUCAGCUCAGCAUUGAUGAUUUUUAUGAUCUACCAAACAAAUCUUUGGACUCCUUCAGUAUUUCUAAUGUUAACGACGGUUCAAACCGGUUAUGGAUUCACUUUUCUGCUGCAUAUAUUUUUACUGGAGCUGUCUGCUAUCUUCUUUAUUGUGAGUAUCUCUAUAUUUCAUCAAAAAGAAUUGCUUGCUUCUAUUCAUCCAAGCCUCAGCCUCAUCAAUUUACCAUAUUAGUCCGUGGUAUCCCUUCAACGUGUGGGAGAAGCUUUAGUGAAAUUGUUGAGAGCUUUUUCAUGGAGUAUCAUUCUUCUACUUAUCUUUCACAUUUAGUGAUUCAUCAAACAAGCAGAAUUCGAGGUCUUAUUAGUGAUGCAGAGAAGUUGUAUAGAAGGCUUGCACGCAUUAAAUCAGAAAAUCAUUCUAAGCAAAAUUUUAAACGGGAUGGCUUUUUGGGACUCUUUGGACGUAAAGUGAAUCUCUUAGACCACUACGAAAAGAAGUUGGAAGAUUUGGAAGAUAAUGUGAGAAUGGAGCAAUAUUCAUUGGCAGGAGAGGAAGUCCCUGCUGCUUUUGUGUCAUUCAAGUCACGAUUUGGUGCUGCAGUAGCUCUUUACAUACAACAGGGGGUUAAUCCCACGGAGUGGGUCACUGAGCGAGCUCCUGAGCCUCAGGACGUACACUGGCCUUUCUUUUCUGCAUCAUUCAUAAGAAGAUGGUUCUAUAAGCUGCUUGGGGUUGUUGCUUGUAUUGCUCUUACAAUUCUGUUCCUUAUACCAGUUGUAGUAGUGCAAGGUCUUGCUAACCUGAAUCAGCUGGGGAUCUGGUUUCCAUUUCUCAAAGGCAUACUUAGUCUAACUGUUAUAAGUCAACUGAUUACAGGAUAUCUGCCUAGUCUAGUUCUUCAAUUGUUCCUAUUUUUUGUGCCACCCAUGAUGAUAUUGUUUUCCUCCAUGCAAGGAUACAUUUCCCUCAGUCAAAUAGAGAAAAGUGCUUGUACCAAGGUGUUAUAUUUUACCAUAUGGAACAUUUUUUUUGCAAAUGUACUAUCAGGAUCAGCUUUCUAUCAGGUCAAUGUCUUCCUUGAACCCAAAAAUAUUCCCAGGGUACUAGCUGAAGCUGUUCCAUCUCAGGCGUCAUUCUUCAUUUCAUAUGUCGUGACAUCUGGAUGGACAAGUCUAUCGUCAGAGCUCUUUCAGUUGAUUCCUCUGCUUUGCAGUUUAAUAAGAAAACUAUGUUCCAGGAGGGAUGGUGAUGAAUUUGAGGUCCCAGCAAUUCCAUACUACUGUGAAAUUCCUACUAUCCUUUUCUUUGGACUUCUUGGUGUAACAUAUUUUUUCCUUUCUCCAUUAAUUCUGCCAUUUCUCCUGAUUUAUUUUUGCCUGGGAUACAUCAUCUUCCGCAACCAGUUGUUGAACGUAUAUGCACCCAAGUAUGAAACUAGUGGAAAGUUUUGGCCUGUAGUACACAAUUCCACAAUUUUUUCCUUGAUACUGAUGCAUGUUAUUGCAAUUGGGAUAUUUGGACUUAAGAAGCUGCCUCUGGCUUCCAGUUUAACUAUUCCUCUUCCAGUUCUCACACUUCUUUUCAUUGAGUACUGCCGGAAACGGUUCCUACCCACAUUUAAAAAUUAUCCUACUGAGUGUUUGAUAAAGAAAGAUAGGGAAGACCAGAAUGAUCCAUGUAUGGAUGAAUUCUAUGGUAAAUUGGUUACCGCUUAUCGUGACCCAGCUUUGAUGCCAGUCCAUUAUGCCAGAAAUGAUGACAGGCGCAACUCCCCGCUUCUUCAUUCCGAAUUUUGAAAUCAUUUGGUUAAUGUGAACACUCUAGGUAGGAAAUCCCCAUCGCCUUUUUCUAUUUUUAAUUUAUUUUUGAAUAUAAUUGAUGAAAUUCGAACCUUAAAAUGCAAGCCUUUAGGCCAUCUUUAGAUUGCAUGAGGUUAUAGUAUCUGUUUAAUUUUGUUCAUAAUAAUUGAACUUGAAUGAUCUUUAAAUUUCAGUUUAUAUUAAUAAAAAUAAUUGAAUUUUAGUCUUUA
Hevea brasiliensis (rubber tree) is the source of this 2628-nucleotide messenger RNA. Its product is annotated as CSC1-like protein HYP1. Gene Ontology annotation, molecular function: calcium-activated cation channel activity. Gene Ontology annotation, cellular component: plasma membrane. The record is from RefSeq and is a predicted model, not a curated record. Lineage: Eukaryota; Viridiplantae; Streptophyta; Magnoliopsida; Malpighiales; Euphorbiaceae. The transcript has 10 exons. The coding region runs from base 248 to 2395 and encodes 715 amino acids.